AUGUUCAAGUACAAGACCAGCUGCUACCAUGCCGAAACCCGCAAUCAUAAACGGGAGGAAAACUUGACUGCCAACGGUAUACCAUUGUUCCGGAUUCCUAGUUGUAUUCUUAUGUACAGAUAUUACGGUUUUUGUUUUAUCAUUUUGCACAGAAUUCUCUAUGGAAAACAAAACAAUGAUCUAUUUCUUGUUGAAAUCUUCUUUCAAUUUUCUUCUUUGCACCGGACUGAUCAAAAAGAAAAUACCUUUUUCAUAAGCAGCUGGCGGCACGACUUUUCAUUGAUUGGCUCAUAUGGUUCAUCCAAUCAGAUCUCCGAAUAUUUCACAAUGUCUGCACUGAAUGGUAAUAAACCAAUUUGGAUACGUGACAGUGAACAUGGAUUUUUACUUGGAAAAAUAAGUGAUAUUGGUUCAGAUACUCUUACCAUACAGUUAAUUGAUACUCGAAAAACCGUUGUUUUACCAUAUGAUUCGGUAUUUCAAGCAGAAGAAUACGAUAAAGAUGUCGACGAUAACUGCGCACUCAUGUACCUUAAUGAAGCAACACUUCUGAAUAACGUUCGUCGUCGUUACAAAACGGAUCGCAUAUAUACUUAUGUAGCAAAUAUUUUAAUAGCUAUUAAUCCGUAUAAAGAAUUACUGAGCCUUUACUCUGGUAACACAAUAAAACAAUAUAAUGGCAAGUCAUUAGGUACAAUGCCACCACAUGUUUACGCAAUUGGUGAUAAAGCCUAUCGAGAUAUGCGAACGAUUAAACAAAGUCAAUCAAUAAUUAUAUCAGGCGAAUCAGGAGCCGGUAAAACAGAAUCAGCGAAAUACGUUUUGCAAUAUCUGACCGAAUCGUAUGGUGCUCACAAUGGUCAAAUUGAAGAUCGUAUAAAUAAAUCUAAUCCAUUAUUAGAAGCAUUUGGCAAUGCUAAAACAACACGCAAUAACAAUUCCAGUCGAUUUGGUAAAUUCAUCGAAGUGCAUUUCAAUGAGAAGCAUCAAGUGGUCGGAGGUUACAUAUCGCAUUAUCUAUUGGAAAAGUCGCGUAUAUGUGUUCAAUCAAAAGAUGAACGAAACUAUCACAUCUUCUAUCGUCUAUGUGCUGGUGCGCCGGAGAGCAUUCGUAGUGCUUUACGAUUGGCAUCGCCUGAUAGUUAUCAUUAUUUAAAUCGAGGUUGUACACAAUAUUUCUGUAACAAUCAAACGGAGAAAUUUUUAUCGAAAAAUCGUCGGAGUCAAGAUUUCGUAGCCAAAGGUGCACUACGUGACCCGCAAUUAGAUGAUGUUAAUGAUUUCAACGAAUGCGAUCAAUCCAUGAGUCAAAUGGGUUUGACAGAACAAGACAAGCUAAACAUCUAUAGUACUGUGGCAGCUGUUUUGCACCUUGGAAAUAUUAAUUUCGAAGAUGAUCCCGAGAGUACCAAAGGCGGUUGCAAGAUAACAAGAACAACUGAACAAUCGUUAAUGAUCACAGGUGAAAUGCUUGGCUUGGAUCAACGAGAUUUACGCAACGCGUUGAUUACAAGAAUUUUAAUGACGAAAACAACGAGUAGUAUGAAAGGAACUGUGAUACCGGUUCCAUUGAAAGUUCACGAAGCACAAAAUGCACGUGACGCAUUGGCCAAAGCAAUUUAUGUGCGAUUAUUCGAUCAAAUCGUCAUGUUUGUCAAUAAAUCUAUUCCAUUCAGUUCAUCUUCAUCUUAUAUUGGCAUUCUUGACAUUGCUGGUUUUGAAUAUUUUCCAAUAAAUUCCUUCGAACAAUUCUGUAUCAAUUAUUGUAAUGAAAAAUUACAACAAUUCUUCAACGAACGCAUUCUCAAAGAAGAACAAUUACUAUACGAUAAAGAAGGUCUCGGCUUGAAAAAGAUCAGUUACAUCGAUAAUCAAGAUUGUAUCGACUUGAUCGAAGCAAAAACGACUGGUUGUUUCGAUCUGCUGGAUGAAGAAAGUAAACUACCAACGCCGCGAACCGAGCAUUUCACUAUGGAAGUGCACAAUCGUAAUAAAGGACACCCGAGACUCGAUUUCCCGAGAAAAUCAAAGUUACGUGUGUCACGUGAAACACGAGAUGAUGAAGGCUUCUUGAUCCAACACUUUGCUGGUAGUGUGGUUUAUUCAACCUCGCAAUUCAUCGAGAAAAACAAUGAUUCAUUACAUGCAUCACUUCUAAUACUCAUUCAAGAAUGUAAAAAUCCAUUUAUCAAAAACUUAUUUCCAAAAACAGCCGAGCGUGAACAAUCGGCUGGAAAAUUAAAUUUCAUCUCGGUCGGUUCGAAAUUUCGUUCACAAUUAGCUGAUCUUAUGAAUAAACUACGAAAUACUGGUAUUAGUUUCAUUCGUUGUAUCAAACCGAAUCUUCGCAUGGUCCCAAACCUAUUCGAAGGUGGACAAAUUCUAAGUCAAUUACAAUGUAGCGGUAUGGUAUCAGUGUUGGAUUUAAUGCAACAGGGAUUUCCAUCGCGCACGCCGUUCGCGGAAUUAUAUGCUAUGUAUAAAUCCUAUUUGCCAAAAGAAUUAGCACGACUGGAUCCGCGAUUAUUUUGUAAAGCGUUGUUUAAAGCUUUGAAUCUUCGGGAUAGCGAUUUUAAAUUUGGCUUAACGAAAGUAUUUUUUCGCCCGGGCAAAUUUGCCGAAUUCGAUGAACUGAUGAAAUCUGAUCCGAAAAAUCUGGCAAUUCUUAUAAAUAAAGUGAAAAAAUGGCUCCUGUGGACACGCUGGAAAAAAGCACAAUGGUGUGUCCUAUCCGUCAUCAAACUUAAAAACAAAAUCAUCUAUCGACGUCAAUGUUUAAUCAACAUUCAAAGUCAUAUUCGCAUGCAUUUAGUGUAUAGACGCUAUGCACCUCGAAUUCGGGGUUUGGUUAAAGUCAAAGCCUUACACGAACAAGUGGCAUCUAUGGAAAAAAUUGUUGGACAAAUGAAAGUCAACAAAGAACAAGUUUCGAAACAAGUACAACAAUUACGUCAACGAGUUGAUCAAUUAACCAACGAAAUAACUAACACAUCUAUAUCAGCUGUACGGAUUGAUAGUGCGUAUAACGAUCUUGUCACUUCAAUUGAUCGAGAAUUUCGGCGACUAAAACAAGUGCUUGCUGAACAAGAAAUCAAAGAAGAGGAAGAACGAUUAAAGAAAAUCCAAAUGGAACUUGAAAGUGAAAAAAGGAAAAAACUAGCGGAAGAAAAACGCAUCGAGGAAGAAAAAGAAGAAUCUCGACAACGAACGGCUAUUGCACAGCGUCUAAAAGAAGAACAAUCGAAAGGAAAGUUGACAGCCGAAGAAACUAAGCGUCAGAAAGAACGGCAAACAAAAGAAUCGGAUGAAGAAGCACGUCUGGCCGAAAUGAAUGAACGUGAACGUCGUGAUUAUGAUCUAGCACGACGUCUCGCUUUAGAAACAGGUGGUGAAGCUGAUUUACCGCAUUUACAACGAACGCGUCGUCCUGCUGUGACCUCCAAGUACGAUUUAAGUAAACGAACGUAUGCACAACUACGUGAUUUGAUCAAUACAUCUUGUGACUUGGAAUUACUCGAAGCUUGUCGAGAAGAAUUCCAUCGACGUUUGAAAGUUUAUCAUGCAUGGAAAUCAAAAAAUCGCAAAGGAAAGAAUCCCUCAGCAGCAGAUGAUAAGCACGAUGAUGCCGAUGAGGAACGCGCACCAAAAGAUAUUUUAAAUAACUCCGUUCCAAAUUCGACGAUACCAUCAGCUGCUGCCUCGACGGCAUCAAGUACAACUGCCAUGCGAAGACCUCAAGCAACAGCAAGUGCAAAUUCGAAAAAAGGCGGUGGUACUAGUGAGUCUUCUGAGCAACGCUAUUUUCGUAUACCAUUUAUUCGUCCUAAUGAUCAAAACCGCGAUGGUAAUACUGAACAAAAGAAGAAAGGCUGGUGGUACGCUCAUUUUGACGACAAAUGGAUCGCUCGUCAAAUGGAAAUUCAUCCUAAUAAAGAAGCUGUGCUUCUUGUCGCAGGUGUUGAUGACAUGAAUAUGUGUGAAUUGAGUUUAGAUGAAACAGGCUUGGCAUCGAAGAAAGGUGCCGAAAUUCUCGAAAGUGAUUUCGAACAAGAAUGGCUCAAACAUGGUGGACGAAAAUAUCUAGAGUCGAAUUUCUCGCAAAUUAGUUCAAAAUAUGUCGUCAAAUUGCUUCAAACUUAUAAAUAA
Messenger RNA from Adineta ricciae, 4146 nucleotides. Lineage: Eukaryota; Metazoa; Rotifera; Eurotatoria; Adinetida; Adinetidae. The record is from the annotation of a GenBank genome assembly.